CUUGAGGCCCGGUUAUGCGAGCCACUCCACGCUGACAUGGCCACCGAUGCCACCGGUACAGGUCUUUUCGAAGACCUUCUUCCUCCGCUUCAUGAGGUGUCGCCGCAAGAUCAUGGCGCAUAUAUCCUCAUCGCUGCUGUCAUCUUCAUGAUCCUUUCCGGACUGACGACCGUGGUCAAGUUGUAUGCGACGGCGCAUACGUUUCGCAGGCUCCGCGUGGACGAUGUCGCCCUCGUCGCUGCAUUGGUCUUCGCGCUGCUGUAUACUGUCGUCACAUGUGAAAGCGUCAAACAUGGACUGGGACGCAGUGCUGAGAACUUGACUGUUGCCCAAACGCGCUCCGCUGGCCAGUAUUUCCUCGCCGCCAACGUGCUAUCAUACCCGUCGCUGGCGUCGUCCAAAUGCUCAGUGGCCUUUUUGGUCAUAUCCAUACAGCCGAGGCGAUGGAUCGUGACCAGCUUAUAUGGACUGUGUGCAGUGGUCGUGGUGUGGGCCAUUGUCGCGAUAUGUGUGACCGCACUGCAAUGUGGACCCGAUCGCUGGGUGCUUGGGCCAGAUAGCGAUAAUACCUGCAUCGAUCAGUACGCCGCACAGCUCGCCUUGAGUCUGGUCGACAUCUUCACCGAUGUGGGCCUCGUGAUCCUCCCGGUCGUCAUGGUUGCGAGUGUGCAGUUCUCCAUCUGGAAACGGUUCAUCGUGAGUUUCAUGUUUGGACUGCGCAUCUUGGUGCCCGUCUUCAUUGCCAUCAAUCUUGCUUAUCAAGCCCGCUUCUAUGAAAAGCCCACGCCUGAUCGGACCUUUGCGGCAGUGAUGCCAUCCGUCUGGACCUCAAUCGCCCUCCAUCUCUCUCUGAUCACCGCCUGUCUACCAGCACUGAAGCGCUUCCUGCUGGACUUUGGCGCCGGCGUCGCGAAUGGCUUGAUGGGUGAGGCUUUCGAACUCCAGCAAGGCCAUAUGACCAAACAGAGCCAGGGACACAGUUCCAUGCGUGAUAGUCGUCCGCCACAUGGGGCUCGACCGCAUCUCUUCUCACGCAGCUCGAGAUCGAGAGUGGAGAGUAAUACGCGUCGUUCGGAUGGAAAAUCUGGAGGCACAGCGGAUCGCACGUCAGGCGAGCUCAGAGCGAGCGCCGAAGGCUCAACAGACGGCAUCCUCCAGACGAGAGACUAUCAAGUGCGAUAUGAGGCCGAAGAUCUGAUCGGGACAGCUCAAUGAGGUCCUGCAUACAUGUACCUAGCCUUCCCACCCAGAAAAUUACCUGUAUUCUCCAGCGUAUUCGUAGAAAAGAUGGAAGUGAUGCCAUUGUCCGACAGGUGUCUCCCUACCUGGUACAUAGGUAGUUCGGGAAGUAGGAGGAACCUGAAUCCCGCCACUGUUGCCAUAGACAGUGCUCGUUCCUUCUCAUGUUGUACUUGAGUUCGAC
Sphaerulina musiva SO2202 is the source of this 1423-nucleotide messenger RNA. RefSeq lists its product as uncharacterized. NCBI's taxonomy places the organism in Eukaryota, Fungi, Ascomycota, Dothideomycetes, Mycosphaerellales, Mycosphaerellaceae. The transcript has 4 exons. Bases 37 to 1215 code for a protein of 392 amino acids. The record is from RefSeq and is a predicted model, not a curated record.